CGUAGCGCAGGACGCUUUAUUUAUUUAUUUAUUUUUCUGAAUACGGGUGGGUAAAUAACGCUUGCUAGGUGGCUUUUGCUUGGGCGAGACUAGGGGGAGAUUUUUUGCGUGCUUCUUUCUGUGUAGGUGUAAAAGCUCGGCUGAUGGACAGUGAGGUUCAGAGGGACGGCAGAGUGCUGGAUCUGACUGAUGAUGCCUGGAGGGAAGACCGGCUGCCCUACGAGGAUGUAACGAUUCCUCUGAGUGAACUUCCAGAAGCAGAGCAGGAUAAUGGAGGAUCCACAGAGUCUGUCAAAGAGCAAGAAAUGAAGUGGUCUGACUUGGCUCUACAAAGUUUGCAUGAAAAUACUCCAAGUACUGGGACAUAACUGAUUAGGUGUAAUUUUCUAUUAUCAGGUUGAAUGCAAGUUGUUGAGUUUUACUGUGUGCUACUGUUCAUUCAUUCACUGGUCUAAUAAAACUUAGAUCUGUAAAUGCCAA
Molecule: messenger RNA, 480 nt
Organism: Pangasianodon hypophthalmus (striped catfish)
Lineage: Eukaryota; Metazoa; Chordata; Actinopteri; Siluriformes; Pangasiidae
Gene: anapc13
Product: anaphase promoting complex subunit 13
Exons: 3
Coding region: 144-368 (74 amino acids)
Biological process (GO): protein K11-linked ubiquitination
Cellular component (GO): anaphase-promoting complex
Source: RefSeq, a predicted model, not a curated record